Messenger RNA from Malus domestica (apple), 3129 nucleotides. Lineage: Eukaryota; Viridiplantae; Streptophyta; Magnoliopsida; Rosales; Rosaceae. The record is from RefSeq and is a predicted model, not a curated record.
UCUCCAGACCGGCUGAUCAUGGCAGAUUGUCAUAACAAUUCUGUUGGGGGAAAAGUAUAUACACCUCCCAAGGAUUUUGUGUGUCCCAUUACUAGCACUUUGUUUGAUGAUCCCGUGACACGGGGCAGACAUAUGAGCGAAAAGCGAUCCAGGAGUGGAUUGAAGGAGGGAACUCUACGUGCCCAAUUACGCGCAAGAACUUGCACAGCACUCAACUGCCUAAGACCAACUAUGUGCUCAAAAGGCUUAUUGCAAGCUGGCAAGAACAGAAUCCUAAUGCAGUGUUGAGCCAAUCGGAGAGUACAAGCCCAUUGAUUAAAGCCGGUUGGGAAGGCCAUAAUGCGUUCAACUUCUCCUGACAGUGUUAUAAUCCAAGGCGGGUUUGAGGGCGUAGUUGGCGAGUUAAGACUUGCCAUUAAGAACCUUUGUAUGUCAGAAAUUCUCAAGGAGUCCGAAAUGGCUGUUCUUCAAAUUGAGCGGUUCUGGCAGGAGGCAAAUGUGGAAUGGGAUAUUCAGAAUUUGCUCACGAAUCCUCCAGUGAUCAACGGUUUUGUGGAGGUUCUUUUCCAUUCUGUUGAUCCCAGGGUCCUGUUAGCUGCAGUUUUUCUCCUGUCUGAGCUGGGGUCAAGAGACAAUGCUGUGAUCCAGACGCUAACGCUCGUUAAUUCUGAUGUCGAACGCAUUGUGGCGCUUUUUAAAAAGGGGUUGGUGGAGGCUGUGGUGUUGAUAUAUCUGUUGAGGCAUUCGAUCCUGAACCUAAUUGAGAUGGACAUGGUGGAGUCUCUCUUACUAGUUAUCAAAAGGAAAGGCGAUGAUUUGCUUAACAUGUGUCUAAAGCCGAGAACAGCUGCAGUGGUUUUACUCGGGCUGAUUCUUGGUGGCAGUGGAGAGGGUAUUGCCUCUUCGAUUGUUAACACAGUAGUAUCUGAAAAAGCGCUUGAAACAAUUAUUAGCAGUUUGGAAUCUGAAUCAAUCGAAGAGAGGAUUGCAGCAGUUAGGAUCUUGUUGAGAUGUAUGCAGCAAUAUGGAAGGUGCAGGAACACAAUAGCUGAUCAAGGUGAGGUGGCUCCUGUUUUGGAUAGCUUUGUCGGCGCAAGUGAUGGAGAAAAAUUUGAGAUUGUUCACUUUUUCUUCGAGUUAGUUAAAUUAAACAGAAGGACAUCUAAUGAAAAAAUCCUGCAUAUCAUAAAGGAUGAAGGCCUUCUCAGCACAAUGCACACCCUUCUUAUUUAUCUGCAGACUGCCCCUCAAGAUCAGUGUCCUACUGUGGCCGGUCUACUACUUCAACUCGAUCUUCUGGCAGAGCCGAGAAAGAUGAGCAUAUACCGCGAAGAGGCAAUAGACAUGCUCAUCUCAUGUCUCAGAAAUGCGGACUUCCCUAAUGCCCAAAUUGCUGCUGCUGAGACAAUUAUGUCGCUGCAAGGGAGGUUUUCCACAUCCGGAAAGCCUCUCACCGGGGCUUUCCUUCUCAAGCGUGCCGGCCUUGACAAAAGUUACAAAAGUCGAGUACGAAUGGAUCAAUUUAGCAAUUUUUCUGGAGAUGACGAAACUCUUGUUUACUUUUCUGGUCAACAUCAAAAGGAGGAAGAGAAGGCGGCUGAUAAUUGGGAAAGAAAAAUGGCAUUUGCUUUAGCAAGCCAUGAGUUUGGUCUACUUUUCGAGGCUUUAGCAGAAGGCUUGAAGAGCAGAAACGCAGAAUUAUGUUCAGUGUGCUUCGUGUCAGCCACAUGGCUCGUACACAUGCUCAGUGUUCUUCCAGACGCAGGAAUACGGGGAGCAGCACGGGUCUUCUUGCUCAAACGUUACGUGUCGAUAUUCAAAUCUGCUAAAGAUAUUGAUGACAAAGCUCUCUCUAUGCUUGGGUUGAGCAGCUUCAUACAAGAUCCUGAGGGCAUGCAGGAUGUAACUUCUAGCAUAAAGGAUAUAGUGAAGGGCCUGAGAGAGCUUAAGAGAUUGACUCCCUUGGCAUUUCAAAUGCUAAAACUCUUCUCUAAGGGACAAGACUCUAGCGCCCAGGAACUGUGGGAUCAUAAAGAAUUAGCUCAAGUCGACUGCAAUGAGAAUGGAGAGGUUCUUUCAGUCAUUUGCUUCGACGAUAAAAUAUUUUCGGGUCACUCCGAUGGAACUAUAAAGGUAUGGACGGGUAAAGGUAGCGUUCUUCAUCUCAUCCAAGAAAUUCGAGAACAUAUGAAGGCAGUUACUAGCUUGGCAGUUUUGCAAUCGGGGGAGGUUUUAUAUAGUGGUUCACUUGAUAGAACUACAAGGGUAUGGUCUAUUAGCAAUGAAGCAAUGCACUGUGUAAAAGUACAUGAUAUGAAGGAUCAAGUUCAUAGUUUAGCCGUCACGAACAGCUUUGCUUACUUCAUUCCACAAAGUACUGGUAUUAAGCAGGUUCAUUCAUGGAACGGAAGAACCAAAUUGUUAAAUUCAAGUAACCAUGUAAAGUGCUUUGCUCUAGUACACGGAAAAUUAUAUUGUGGAUGCAAUGACAGUGGUGUUCAGGAGAUUGAUUUGGCCACGGGAACACUCAGUACCAUUCAAAAUGGCACUUGGAAACUACUCACGAAAGCAAACCCUAUCCACGUUAUUCAAGUUCACAGUGGACUUAUAUAUACAGCCAGUUCUUCCAUCGAUGGAGCAGCUGUUAAGAUAUGGAAUGCUGCAAACUUCGACAUGGUUGGAUCGCUUCCGACUACAUUGGAAGUGCGGGCGAUGGCCAUAAGCUCGGAACUAAUUUAUUUGGGAGGUAAAGGAGGAAGUGUGGAAAUAUGGGAUAGGAAUAAGCAGAACAGAAUGGACACCCUACAAACUGGUACCAAUUGUAAGGUCCUUUGCUUGGCUCUUGAUGCCAAUGAGGAAGUUUUGGUCGCUGGAACUUCUGAUGGCCGAAUUUGGGCAUGGGGGCUUAGCUAAGAACAAUACCGGGGUGAAUUUGGAUGGUAAUAUAUUUAGUUGGGAGAGCAGCUGGAUAUAAAUAUAUACAUGCGGAUAAUUUUUUAGUGAAAUUCUCUGUAAUAUUUUCAUGUUUGUAAUGCGUUUCGUUGUAGAAUUGUAUAGAAAACUGACUUCACAGAUAAAUAAGUUGAAUAUCAGAGUGCACAACGAAUAAGAUUACAAAAUAAUAAGAAA